Messenger RNA from Cyprinus carpio (common carp), 2789 nucleotides. Its product is annotated as low-density lipoprotein receptor-related protein 11-like. NCBI's taxonomy places the organism in Eukaryota, Metazoa, Chordata, Actinopteri, Cypriniformes, Cyprinidae. The record is from RefSeq and is a predicted model, not a curated record. Gene Ontology annotation, molecular function: serine-type endopeptidase inhibitor activity; protein binding.
GAUUUCAGAUCAGUUGGCCGUGAAAACGACAGGUGCAGGUGCGUUGUGCUGUUCUUCUCAAAUGCGCAAAACGCGGAUUCUUUGUAUAUUAAACUAAUACUUUUAAUCUCGAAUGUGAUGUGAGAAAAAGCGUGCCAUUGUUUCCAUCGUGGGAAUUGAGCGUUUACAGCGCCAUUAUGUUUCCUUCGGCGCAUCAUAUCCAGCGAGCGCUCAUCUGUUCUGUUCUUCUCUGUAUGACGACGGCGGUCAUGACUCGAUCCUCCUCAACAUCUGAUCUUAAGUCUAAAAUAUCUGGUGUGGAGGAACUGCUGGAGGAGUUCCGUAAACAGUUACAGCAGGAUGAGUCGGACUCGAGGGAGGAUGAGGAGGAUGGUGACCGCUGUAUCAAUGGCUUCAACGCGGCGGAGGAGCGUAUCAUCCGCGCCAGCGCGUCCAUCGAGCAGGGCGCCGCGUUCUUGUCCGCCCCGCAGAGGGUGUUUAGCUGGAGGGACUGCGCGCACGCCUGCUGCUCUCACCCGCACUGCACAUCCGCUAUCAUCCAGGAGGACCUCAAGGCGCCGGACGACAGUUUACGCUGUUAUUUGUUCAACUGCACGUACAGGGGCAGGGAUGUGUGCUCGUUUUCCUUUCAGCCGGGAUUCAGCACCUACAGUCGGGUGAACAACAGCUCUAGACCCCGUGAGCCCGGGCGGGGUUCUACUGCCACUGAGAGUCCGAGCACUUCAACCGGGAGACCUCUAUAUGGGAUCGAUGAGGACGAGUCAGUAAUGCGGGGUUUGGAUGAGCCGCCUCGCAGUGAUGCAGGCCAGGACUUGGUGGUCCAGCUGCCAACAGACUGGGCUGUGCUAGACGGCAGAGACAGCACUGAUGAUCAUGACAUCAUACAUUAUGAAUGGGCUCUUGUGAAAGGAGACCCCUCCGUUAAAAUGAAGGUGACUCAUCCAGGCCUGCUGAAACUCAGUGGUCUUAGAGAAGGAAUUUAUACCUUUGAGCUGACCGUUACCGACAUGGCGGGACAGAAGAGCUCUGACAAUGUGUCUGUCAGUGUGCUCGCCCCUGCACCAAAUGCAGAAGUGUGUACAGGUCACUGUUCUCGAUAUCAGUUCAUGUGUGAUGAUGGCUGCUGUAUAGACAUUGGUUAUGCCUGCGAUGGAAAGCAACACUGCCCUGACCGAUCAGAUGAAGAUUUCUGCCAAAAUUUUGAUAGUGGUCAUAAGUCCAACCCCCCCUCUAAACAUGGACCAGAUAUACAAACUGAAGCAGAAGCCCAGAUGCCCACACAAAUACAGCUACAUGAUUUACCUAAACCCAAACAACAUCAACAUUACGGCUUCAUUUCCCAAGAUCCCUGUGCAGUGCCCCCAGUGGUUGGCCCGUGUACAGGCGUCUUCCCACGCUGGUAUUAUGACUCUAUAACAGGAGUUUGCCAGCACUUCCAGUAUGGCGGCUGCAAAGGAAACCACAACAACUUCCUCCAGAAGUCUGACUGUGAAAAUGAAUGCAUUCAGAAACCAUCAGUAACAAAACCUCAGGGCACUGCAACUCCAUUACCCAGUGUGAAAACAUACACAUCUCCCAUUGCUUCUGUCCAUAAGGAAAAACUGCAAAAUCCUCUCACAGAGUCUCAGAGUUCACUGCCAUCAUCUAAACUACAUCUUGUACUGGAAGGACACCCACCUCCUGAAUCAGGUGCAAUCUUACCACUGGCUUUGGGUCUGAUCAUCAGCAUUCUGCUGUUACUGAUGGUGGGCUGCAGGCUCUGGUUUGUGCGUCGCAGACUGAAGAAAGCUUUGCCUCUCACCACAGAAGAGUCUGAUUACCUCAUCAAUGGCAUGUAUCUGUAGCAACAGCCACCGGUCAGGGUUCUCAGGAUUACUGUGGGUGGGUUGGAGCAGGGUUGGAACUUAACUCUGCAGGAAGGCCUUGACCUUGAUUGAUAUCCCUUUGAGUGCAAAAUGACAUAUCUAUCUCUAAUAUAGUAUGCCAAAUUAGGCUUAAAUCUAAACCGUAGGUUUAAAUUUAAAUCUCAGAUCAUGGUAUCUGGAAAAUAUAAUUUCAAACAAGUGAAUGGCACACUGUUUCUGAGAAAUUUAUUUUGUGAUUUUGGUAGCAAAUAUGCAGAUGUGUGUGACUGCAACAGAGGUUCCUGUGGUAUAAAGAUGCAGCUGUAUGAUUUGAUAAUCUGUCCAAAUAAUGGCAUACUGGCUUAAUGCAUACUUAAGUGUAUAUACUUGUUCAAGUGGACGAUUUUGAAUUCAGCUUUAUUUUUUUAAAGAAGCAUGAUACACUACAAGCUUGCCUGGUAUUUUUUUGACUUGAGAAUGUGAGAGCAUUUUUCUUUUUAAUUUGGGAGAAUUUCUGAAAAAUGUGCUCAGCCUUAAUAGGAUAAACAUUUAAACCAAUAUGUUUCCUGUAUCCUUAUAUGACCAUAUGCUUGACAGUAAAAACUGAAUUUAAUAAGUUCAUUAAUAAUCUCAGUCCAGGGAAUACAGCUUUAGUUACUGUGAUUAUUGGUGCUGUCUUAAAAGUUCUAGAUUGCGAUUUUAAAAUUAAAAAGGCCCUGACAAAAAUUCCUUGAUUAAAACAAACAAACAAACAUAUGGCCUCAUAUCUGAAAAUAUCUGGUUAGGGUUUUCAAUGUGGUUUAAUGGCUUACUGUGAUAUUACAUACUCGUAUGUAUAAUGUGUAAUUGUGCAAAAAUGUUUUGAAACCAUAUAAUAUAAUGAUUGUAAAACUAUCCAAUUUAAUAAUCUUGGGCGGGGGAAAUCCAUUAAAUGUGGACCAACUA